AUGACGUUUCAGAGCCUCACCACUGAAUGCCAACGCCUCAUCAACCUAAAGCACGACACGGCUUUGAUCGAUCAGUCACCUGUGACCUCAAGCUGCUGCGUACAGGCAAUCAACUCCAUCUUGCCCAGGAAAUCCAACAAGACGUCCGAUCGAAGACAAAGUAAGCCUCCCACAAGUUGCUGGCAUUGUGGUGAGUGGCAUUUUGCUCGUUAUUGCCAGUUCAGGCGUCACAAAUAUUCCAAGUGCAUUCGUCGCGGCCACAAAGAAGAUUUGUAUCGAUCUCAAAGACUGCAGCCAUCCGCACACCACCGUGAAGCCCAUAAAUCGCGGUCCAACUCGGUGGCGGCAACAUUCAAAGUUGAUUUUACUUGCCGAAGGAAGUUCCCGAUGGUUCGUACCAACGACAUCCCAGUUCGUUUGCAACUUGAUACUGGCUCCGAUAUCACGCUACUCAGUGAUCGAACGUGGAGACGAAUCGAGUGCACAGCAAUGGAUGUGCGUAAUUUUGUUCGCGGUGUCAUUUCGGGCGGUUUAAUAGGAGAUUGUUAUGGCUACAUUUAUGAAGAUCGGCCUGUUGUGAAAUUCGAUGUUCCACUUAAAUUGAUAACGGACACGCUGUCCGGAGCUGAUCGUUCUCAGCUUAUUUACACCGAUGACACACAAAUGGGUUUAGCGACUUUACGAUCCUUACGUUGUACGAAUAAGUUGGAUCCAAGCCAUCUUGCCCGCGAGUAUGCUGAAGAUUACUUCAAGGAUGGAUCUCAUCGAUACUACGGUGGAACCGUACCCUCGGUCUUCCGUGAGAAUGCUCGGACUAAUUAUGAAAAUCCUUUCUCGUACGCCGCGACAUUGUUUAAAGGAUCAGGUUCUUAUGGGAACGGCGGAGCGAUGCGCGUUUCACCCUUGGCUUUGUAUGGCUUGAAAGUGUCCGAAAUUGAGUUUGACAAACUCGUUAUUGAUGUCACCCGUCUGACCCAUACACAUCCUCUUGCGGUUUGCGGCGCACUGCUUCAAGCGCAUGCUGUGCGUCUCGUGUGGUCUAUCGUGUCGAAAUCGGUAGGAGCUGGGGAACUCUUCCCAACUCAGUUUCUGGACCAGCUGUUAACGCGGCUCCGAGCCGUUCACCACGAGUUCGUCAACUGGAACGAUCCGAAGUGGCAGGAUGCAAUCGCAAGCUACAGACAGAAGUUCGAAUCGAUCAAGUCGCUUCUGGUUCCAUCACUUAACCCUCCAGUAGAUAAGGUUGUUGAAUCCUUAGGUCACGAUUUGAAAGCGAUCAACUCAGUUCCGCUUUCAAUUUUUGCUUUCUUACGGUCGCUAAAGCCCAUUGAAGGGAUUCCGCUUCAGUCGAUCCCACUACGCUGUCUGGUCUAUACCAUCGGUUUGGGUGGGGACACAGACUCGAAUGCGUGCAUGGCUUGUUCACUGGCCGGUGGCUAUGUGGGUCUUGAACCGUGGCAAACUUGUACGGAUAGCCCCAUCUCACACGAAAUUCUGGCUCGUUGCGAACGCCUGUCUGUUGUCAAUGAAAUGAUUGACUGGUUGGGUUCGCGAUUGGCCGAAUAAGACCGUUCAUCUCAAUAAACUGUGAUCCUUUUUUUAUUUUCCGGGCUACGUUAUCCUAUUUUUUGAUUACUUUAUCUUGCUUACUUCUUUGAUCAGUAAAAUAUAUGAAUUUCCACAAGUACGAACUUUC
This is a messenger RNA of Opisthorchis viverrini, 1696 nucleotides long. RefSeq lists its product as hypothetical. The transcript has 7 exons. The coding region runs from base 1 to 1566 and encodes 521 amino acids. NCBI's taxonomy places the organism in Eukaryota, Metazoa, Platyhelminthes, Trematoda, Opisthorchiida, Opisthorchiidae. Gene Ontology annotation, cellular component: nucleus; mitochondrion. The record is from RefSeq and is a predicted model, not a curated record.